Messenger RNA from Knipowitschia caucasica, 1569 nucleotides. The record is from the annotation of a GenBank genome assembly. NCBI's taxonomy places the organism in Eukaryota, Metazoa, Chordata, Actinopteri, Gobiiformes, Gobiidae.
AUGACAGACAAGGGAAAGACGCUGAGAUUAGUCAAGUUUGUUAAGAUCAUAAUUAGUGUGACGGUGCUGACCAUAGUAGCACUGCUCACGGCGGCAGCUUUGCGGACUCUGUCGAUGGAUGUCAACGCUGGACUACAACUCGCACAUUGGGAAAAGACAAAUAACAUUUCGUUUGCCAUAGACCGGGCUCAGAGAGAGCAGCUCCUGUCAAAUCUCAAAGAGGCGAUCCGGAUCCGCACCGUGUCUGUGUCUAGGACUGACAUCAACACCUCUGCCCUGGUGCUCUUUGACAGCUUCCUAAGGAAAGUUUUCCCCCUGGUGUUCUCCUCCAGUCGAGUGAAGCAUGAGCUGGUGGCAGAAUACAGUCACCUCUUCUGGCUCCAGGGGUCUCGCCCUGAGCUGGAGCCCUACAUACUGCUGGCUCACAUCGAUGUGGUCCCUGCCUCAGACACUGAUGCCUGGGACCUCCCGCCAUUUUCCGCGGAGGAAAAAGAUGGCUUCAUUUAUGGCAGAGGAACUAUGGACGACAAGAGCCAAGUGAUGGCAAUUCUGCAGGCGUUGGAAUAUUUAUUGAUGAAAGGCUACACCCCACAGAGAGGAUUUUACAUAGGCCUCGGACACGACGAAGAGGUCGGUGGUGAAAACGGGGCAAUGAACAUAGUCCGAGUGUUGACAAAACGUGGGGUCAAGCUGUCGUUUGUCCUGGAUGAGGGCUCCGCCAUACUCGACGGGAUCCUCCAGGGUCUGGACGGAGCUGCUGCAGUAAUUGCCACAAGUGAAAAAGGCGCCACAGUUUUAAAACUAAGUGUCUCCAUGUCUCCAAGUCAUGCAUCCAUGCCCCCACGGGAAACUACCAUUGGCAUCCUGGCAUCUGCUGUAAAAAGGUUGGAGGACAACCCUAUGAAGCGGCUCUUUGGUCAGGGGCCUGAACGAGGAAUGUUAGAACAUCUGGCUCAUAAGUUCAGAUUCCCUUUGAAUGUUGUAAUGUCAAAUCUGUGGUUGUUCGCACCGUUGAUUGCCAGAGUCAUGGAAAAAAAUGAAACGACCAAUGCCUUUGUACGGACCACGACAGCUGUCACUAUGUUUAACGCCGGAGUGAAGGACAAUGUGAUCGCUUCAUACGCAGAAGCUUUUGUGAAUUUGCGAAUCCACUCAGCACAUUCACUGCAAGAGGUUUUGGAGUUUGUGGAGUCCACCAUAGGAGACCCACGAGUUAAAAUAGAUGUUGUAUAUGGAUUCGACCCAUUACCCAUCAGCCCUUACGACGAAAUGGCUUUCGGAUAUCAACUCAUAAAGAGAACAGUGCUGGACAUGUUUCCAUCUGUCACCGUUGUUCCAGGUUUAUGUGUGGGAAAUACGGACAGUCGGCACUUUAAAGACCUGAGCAGCAGCAUAUAUCGAUUUACUCCCGUCUGGUACAAACCUGGGGAUGCUCAACGAUUCCAUGGCAUCAAUGAAAGGAUUGCCAAAGACAACUACGAAGGCCUUGUUCAGUUUUACUUCAGGUUUAUACAAAACUGUGACACCAAGAGGCUCCCAGACGCACACAGCACUGUCCAUGAACUAUAG